Molecule: messenger RNA, 2103 nt
Organism: Mya arenaria
Lineage: Eukaryota; Metazoa; Mollusca; Bivalvia; Myida; Myidae
Exons: 8
Coding region: 373-1257 (294 amino acids)
Source: RefSeq, a predicted model, not a curated record
ACAGCACUCUAUGAAAGGAAUAUCUAUUCCAAUAUAUAAAGCCAUUCAUAAUUUAUUGAAAGUUAAUGGUUGAAAUUUGUUUGUAUUGCGUAUUCAAAUAAGGUUCGUCGCUUUUAGCAUUAGAAACGGGAGCAAAGGCAUUUAUUUGCUGAUAAUAGAACCUGUCUGGGUGCAAUCGAAAAUAGAAAGCGAGCAUUUAAAACCCUGGAUACAAGUUUAACCGAGUUCACUGGGAGGAUGGAAUGAUUAGGACAGGAAUCAAUUUUUCGAGUGUUAACAUUUAAAAAUUAUGACAAAUGCCAGUGCUUUGAAAGUAAUCUAAUACACGUGUAACGUAUCUCAAUCCCGUGGGAGCUCCUGACGUGGACCAUCAUGCCUGGCAUACAGAGAGCCUACACGUCGUACGACGUAUAUAGAGACUACGACGAAGACGAGGUACUCGACUCCUAUCCUAUAGAGGGCGUAUUUACUCCCCAGCCGCUUGACGGUCGCCUCACACCACAGACACCCCAUAACGGCCUUCAGCGGACGGCCCGCGCCACUUCCUGCCGCCCCGGGUCGCGGACCCUCUCGCCAAGUCGGCCCAAGUCCAGGAUGAACGUCGGCGUACAGGACUUUUACAACACACCGCCUAUACAUACGGAGAAGAAGAUACGCCCAGUGCCCAGUGAGACCCAGUACAACUACGCGAUCCCAAACCAGGGUGGGCGCCCCACUUCCCCUGUGCAGCGCCUCCUGGAGCGGAGCCACACCCAGCCGUACAUGAGUCUGCAAGGGUCGCUCCCGGGGUCAGACAUGGACCCCAUCACCAGGCAGUACUACCAUCGCCUCUGGAAGAGCCAGGAACAGGCAAACAAUCUGAACCUGAACAGAUACGGUAGAGCUGGUGGUGUGUGGCGUCACGUGAGGGCUUGUAUCGCCAACACGGGCUCGCAGCUCGCAUUUAUAGACGGAACGGUUAAGGAGGAGGACAACGUGUAUUUCCCGCCGUGGAACAAAGGCACGGCCCCUCAGGCGACGUAUACCGCCUACCGCCCGACGAUCCCCAGCUAUGGCGGCGGCGUCCCACAGACGCGUAAGGUGCUGGCUCCCCGCUCAGCCACAUACAUGAACAAGUUCAACUCCCACGCAAAGGGCGGCUUCAAGUAUUGGUACCAGGAGCCGAAGCCUAUAGACUAUUCUGCAAAGUAUUCGUUCGGCGCUAGGAGCCGCUGGAUGGGCCUCCAGGGGGAGUCGCUGCAUCCACUUCCGGCCUAAGUGAGAGGCACCACCACAAGACUUCGAGCCCGGAUAGUUGGCAAUGGAUACUGACACAACAAAUAAUGACAAACCAUACAUCAAACAUCCAUGCAAAAAAUUGUUUAAAUAAUGUGUUCAGAUAACAAAACAUUGAUUUACAUAUCUCUGUAGUCAAACAAAUCCCAUCUACUCAAAAUAAAGUAUUGUCUCAGAUGUCAUGUUUAUAUAAAUUGCCGGUAAAUAGCUUUCUUUAACAAACUUCAAAACAUACUUCAGCAAAAUCAGAAUGUUUCCUUUCAUGUCUCUACUUUUAUUAUUGUGUGAAGUCUUGAACUGCGAUGUGUGUCUUUAUAUUUCUAUGUAAUGAAGAUAUUAUUCUUCCUUAUUGUCAAAACAUGUAUUUAAGAUUGUAUAAAGAUACUUGUUAUAAACUACCUGUGAUAAUAUUUUUAUUGCUGUAUAAAUAUUUCAUUAUGAACUUUCAAAUUUGAAGAAGUUUGUGUUAAAAGGUUUUCCAAUUGUAAUAAAAACAAAACCAGGUUUUCCAAUUUGCUUAAAAACUAAAGAAUAUAUAUAAAAGGAACAAAUAAAUAAGUUUGUACUUUUUUUAUUAUUAUUAAGCUUAUUUUUAUUAUUAUAAAGCUUAGCUAAAUGACCCGCUCAUUAUCCAACUGAUCAAGUAAACAAGUAUUUUCCUAUCAUUCUCUCCCUUGGUUUUUCAUGUUGUCUUUUUUUUUGUCUAGUUUUUGCAGUAUUGAACGUAAAGUAUUACCAUUGUAUUGUUAUUUUAUAAAUAGUAUUUAUAAGUAGAAGUCGGACAUUUGUCAUAUGGCUCAAUAUCUCAAUAAACUUGAGAAACAACAA